Messenger RNA from Halichondria panicea, 3780 nucleotides. RefSeq names its product adhesion G-protein coupled receptor G2-like. Gene Ontology annotation, cellular component: plasma membrane. Bases 155 to 3622 code for a protein of 1155 amino acids. Gene Ontology annotation, biological process: cell surface receptor signaling pathway; adenylate cyclase-activating G protein-coupled receptor signaling pathway. Gene Ontology annotation, molecular function: G protein-coupled receptor activity. NCBI's taxonomy places the organism in Eukaryota, Metazoa, Porifera, Demospongiae, Suberitida, Halichondriidae. The transcript is spliced from 18 exons. The record is from RefSeq and is a predicted model, not a curated record.
GAUGCAGAGUUUUCGUUGGUUGUUUGGUUAAACCAUCUUUACCCACACUAAUUUUAGAUGUUGCAAUGUUUCCUGCUGUCGAGGAAAUUGGUCAUGAAAAUUAUAAUUAUCUCCUUUUUUUAAACCACUGACCACUGACUAAAGACACAAAGUAAUGGCGACACAGAGCUGUAUUCUAGUGACUGUCCUAUUGUUCUGGUCUAGUGCUAUAUCCAGUUCAUUACCCAGAGAGUCAAGACAGACACCUGGGGAUGCAGUGACUGGAGAUACUGUGACUGUACAUGUGCACUUCAUGCUGUUCUCUACCUACACCUCAGAAUGUCUGACAGGACUCACUGAAGAUGGGACUCAGAUCAGAGUGGAGUUCAGGCUCCUCACAGGACAAGACUUGAAUCCUGAAGAAUGGAUCAGUCCCUCAGGGAAUAUUACUUUAGGUGAAGGGGACAGAUCACAAACACUGAAUAUUGGUGAAAUAGAUCCAAGAGCUGAUGUGAAUGAAUUCAUACAGUUCCGAGUGCUCCAAUCAGAACAUGGUGGAGGUAGCUGCAACUGCUGGGGGCUGAGUAACUUCACUGUGAAUACAGUCAUGGAUUCAGGAAACAAGUCCAAUACAAUCGACAUAACUGAACAGUGUGAUGAACAGUCAUCUUCUGUGGAAGGAAGGAUUUCCUCUGAUGAAAGCAACUCAGUGGAACAAGUCAGGUCGUUCUGUGGUGGAAGUGCCAGUGUACCUCGAGGCAUAGUAACUGCUGCAGGUCUGCUAGGCCUAGGGAACACCACUAUACAAUGUAACCAAGUCAAUGGUAGCAACAGUCUGAUUGACCCUGGAGUGGCAGCUCCAACAGAAGAUUGUGCUGCUGCUUACCCUCGAUUGGAUAUUGAUUUCAAUCUUGACCUACUGGAGAGAGACAGUUGUAUGUCACCUUCGUCAUUUGAUGAAGGGGUUGAGUUGGCCAUUAGAAUUGGUAGAGAUUGGAUUCCUUUACAAUACAUAAGUCCCAGUGUAUCAAUGAAUCGGCAUCGGAAUUCCAACUUUCUUAUUGGGCACCUGAAUGAUCAGGUUGUGACUAUAAGAGGCUACACUUUAGAUGACACAAUAACUGAUGGUGAAGUUAACCAACUGCAAGUAUCCGUGUGUGGGUCUUUCCUGACAAGUGCAGUACAGUUGAGGUGGAUGCAAACAGCUGCAUCGACCUCCCGGCUUCCAACUACUGAUUCAGAUAACUGGCGAGACCUAUGGACACUGGAUAAUGUCACUGUGGUAUUACAUGUUAAUGAGACAUACAAUGAAACUCUGAUAAAAGACAACUUUGACAAUCAGACAGAGUUAAAUCCUGAAUACUGGAUGGAAGACAUUAGGAAUGGAAUGAUCAGUGAUUUCUGUGGUACAGACUAUGUUGGUGACAACUCCCUCCUAAUGGGGUCAGUAUGUAACACCGUAGAUUGUGGUGGAGGCCGAGGGACCAUAUCCAGUAGAAUCAUUCACACUGCUUCCUUGGACAUUGGUGUUCAGUUGGGUAUUCCUCGCCCCAUUACUGAUGAGCCUGAUACAGAGACUAACCCACCCUCCACACCAUCACCUUCCACACCAUCACCUCCCACAAUGCCCCUCACACCAUCACCCACAAUGCCCCUCACACCUGAUGAUGCAGAUGAUCUUAUUGCCCAGCAACAACUUGGAGGUGCACUGAAGGAAGUAUUGGCUUUGAUUAGAAAUGAUGAGGAAUUGGCAAAUAUUACUGACAUGCCUACAGCAGUAGCUGCCAUUGCACUGGAGAGAGUAGUGGGAGCUAGAGUAGUGGAUGAGACUGUAGUAGCCUACCUGCUUGCUGACAUAGUGAAUAGGAGCAAUCUGUCAGAUGGGAGAGUUGAGGGCAUGGUGUUAUUCAAUGAGACCAUUCUCUCCAUUGGAGACAUGUUGUUGAACGAGACGAGCAAUAAUAAGGAGCCCAGUAUCAUCGCUGGCAGCACUCUGAUUGCUACCAUAGAGAAACUAGCUUUCAAUGGAUUCACUACAUCAACUGAUCCCCAGCACUCAGGAAAUAUUGAAAUCAUUCAUUUGGAGACACCAGUUGACAGUGAGGAUAUAUACUUCACUAGUAUUGGUGUAAGGAGCAGCUCUAUUGAAGUGCCCACUGAGUUAGUGAGGAUAGUGAGUAAUGGGAAUGGACCAAUCAAUGUGGGCUCAGUCUACUACAGGAACAUGAGUGGACUGCUGCCUGGGACUCUGCCGGGAGAGAGGGACACUGUGUUAGCAUCUCCAGUGGUCUCUACCAGUCUGCAGUGUGGGGAGAAUAUCUGUGACACAGCCAACAUUCAGCUCAGUCUACCAGUCAUUGUCACACUGAAACACAGCAAAUAUGCACAAGCUCUUAUUGAAAAUGAUGAAACCAGCGAGGCUACUUGUGUAUUUUGGGAAUUUAUAACUAACAGUAGUAGCGAUCCUCUAGUCAAUGGAAGAUGGGACACUGAAGGAUGUGUGAGAAAUGACAGUAUCUCUAACUCCACACAGACUGUGUGUGAGUGCACACAUCUCACCAACUUUGCCAUUCUCCUCAGUGCACGCCCACUCAACCUACCCUCUGGUGUGGCCCUGUCUCUUUCAAUUAUUGGCUACAUUGGAGUGUCUCUAUCUGUGAUUGCCAUGCUGGCCACCAUUGUGGCUUUGGUCUUCUUUAGGACCUUGUGGAACAUGCGUAACUACAUCCACAUCAACUUGUGUUUGAGUCUAAUUCUGGCACAGCUGACCUUUGUGAUUGGAGUGACCCCUCACGGAGGAGGGGGUGUGGUGGAUCCUGGUUGUCGGACUGCAGCAGUUCUCAUGCACUACUUAUUCUUAGUGUCCUUCAUGUGGAUGCUCAUGGAGGGCGUGGUCUUGUAUCUGGUUCUUGUCAAAGUAUUUGUAAAAGAGCAUGAACGGAAAUACAUUGUCAGCUUCACUAUUGUCAGCUAUGGUGCUCCUCUGCUGUACAUGGUUCUCUGUAUUCCGCUGGGCUUUGCAGUCCCUCAACUGGAGGACAGCUAUAGCUACCAGCUGGUCAGCAAUAAUACAACCACCAUAGUCUGCUGGUUGAACCCCAUCACUAACUUUAUUCUGACGUUCAUCGUGCCAGUGGUGGUGAUUCUAUUGGUGAAUUUUGGUUUCUUUAUCAUGGCAAUAGUUACCAUGUGUAGACACCAAAAGAGACAAGGAAAAAAACAGGAAGUGAGUUCUUGGUUAAAGUCGUCUGUGUCACUGGUCACUGUCAUGGGACUGACAUGGAUAAUUGGUAUUUUGGUGUUCGAGGUCCCUGCUCUACUCCCACUGGCGUACAUUUUCACGAUAUUUGUUUCAUUCCAAGGAGUGGCCAUUUUUAUACUUUUUGUGCCUCUCUCUGAGCCAGUGAGGGAUGCAUACUUCAAAUGGUGGAAGAAAAAGUUGGCAAAGCAUCGAUAUCAAUAUAAGUUUGAAAGCACCAGUACCAAGAGUACCACUCUCAGCAAUGUCAGCACAAAUGUUACCUCUCCAUCUUUGGACAGUUCGUUGAAACUGGAGUCUAGUGUAUUCAACUCGACCGUGGAAAGAGAGUCUGGGCUUUCCAAUCACAGUGAGGAAUUAUCUGAAGAAUGCAAGGAACAUUAGUCAUGCAAGCAAAACUCAAUUCUACGUCAUGUACAAUAGCAAAAUAUUUAUGCAUGUUUUACAGUUACAUAAUAUGAACAGACGUUAUGUACACUAGAAGCAGAUCGUACUACAGUAUCUGUAUAUAUAUUUGUUGCCUUUUGACCUCUGAGAUCAAA